UAUGGUAACAUGUAAACGUUUUACUGAGCCAUUUUAAACCUACGCCUUCGAAAGCUUAGUUUUGUAAUUUGCAAACCUUGAUAAAUGAACAAAAAUAUAGGAACGGCUUUAUGUGAAAAUGUAGAUAUUGACGGGUUUCCAGGAUUUAUUCUCGACGCGGUUUUGUCGUGGAUUUGAUGCGGUUAGACUUUCUUAUUAAACAUUUGUUGAUCUAAGUUCAGUAUUUUUCUACCAAGAUAUCCUGACGCUGCCAGUUCAAACCACAAUGAGCAAACCAGGAGAAACCAGAGAGGAAGGAGAGAACGAGAAGACUCGAGAGAGCCCACAGACAGUUAGAAGUACGACAACGCAGCCACCAGGGGGCGGCAGAGAGGAGAAGAGCGAAGACGGCUCAGAUGAGCCCAGUGCGACUGUUCUGGAUGCUGUGAAGGAUCAAAUGCCCGAUGAUGCUGAUGAGCAGGAUAAGGAAAUGAAUGUUAAAAACUCAACAGCUACAGUGAAAGUUUUGCUAGUGCCAGGGGGCCAUGUGAUGACCAUGGCUUUUGCCAUCGGGCUCACCAUUAAAGAGAUAAAGCAUCACCUUGCCUCAGAGCUGAAAGUCCCACUUGAGGUGCUGCAGCUCUACCUGAAUGGUAGAGUGGUAGAGGAGAAGCAGAGCCUAAUGGAACUUGGCAUCCGACCUCACAGCUCCACCCAGAUGGAGAUGAGCUCCUCUGACCCAACUUCUUACCCGCUCCGCCUUCCCCUCCCCCCAGAACAUGACACCAUGCCCGAUGUCAUUACUGUGCAGGUCCAAAAAGAUGAAGGAGUGUUUAAGGAGGUGGUAGUGGAGAUAGAGCGUUCCCACCAGAAGAAGCCCUUCCUUGGGGGCUACAGGCACAGAUUGACUGGGGCGGAGUACCACAACGCCACUGUCCAGACCCUUCCUAAAAAGAGACCUGACAGAGGUGUGCUGGUCCACAGUCUGGGCACACAGACAGCUGAGCUGAAGUCUAAGCUGCAGCAAUGUUCUGUGGACAUGUCCACUCAGAUGACUGGCAUCGGCUGCUAUGUGUCCUGUGUCAAUGACAAGUUGGUAACUCCUGGGAAAUAUGUGACUGCUGAUGAGUAUCAUGGCAGGAGGCUAAAGGCUGUUAUCUGCCUGCAGUCCUACAUUCGACGAUGGUUAGCCCAGGAGGAAGUGGAGCAGCUGAGGAGAGAGCGAGCUCGCCGCCUCGCCUGGUUCGACCUUCAGGAAAGAAAGUGCAAAGAGGAGAAAGAAGCGCAGCUGAGAGAGCGCCGCAGGCGAUGGAUGAACCCACAGAACAAAGAGGAUUUCAAUUUGCUCUACCACGCCCUACAGAAGUGGAGGAAUGAGGAGGAGGAGCAGAUAAACUGCAGCCUACGCGGCGCAGAAAGGAAAGCGGCUCUGUGUGCGCUGCUGGAGCAGGAAAUGGAGUUUAUCGCUGCCAUUGGCCGCCAUCAAAUCAAUGUAGAAGCUAUCAACCAAGACAAACUUAUCAGGAACUUCCUGAAUAAGGCAGCUGCUGCCCAUCAGUGGCGAUCAGCCACAGGUCGUCUGUUUGAGAUGGACUCUGUGCCUGACAUCAGAGCCAGGGCGCUGAAGGAGAUCUAUGAUGACAUAAGCAAGUUCCCUGUGGACCAGCAGGAGAGAUGGAGCUUCCUAGAGAAGCUGAGAAACACUGUUAUGGAGCACGAGUGUCAGCUGGUGUGGGACAUCAUUGAUCUGAUUGACAGGGAGAUGGACUUGAUGGGUCGCGAUGUUAAGGAGCAUAAUCUGGAGGGCCUGAGGAAGAGGAUCUGCACUCUUUUCCUUCAGUACAUCAGAACACCGGCGUUUAACCCCAAAGUGAUCAAACUGCUAAAGGUUCACAAGAAACCAUCUGAGCUGCAGCACGAUAUGUUCUUCUGCCAUGGGUGCCAGCGGUACCUUUGGUCUGCCGACUUUGGUUCAAGUACCACUGGCUGCCGGAGUCGUCGCUGCCGAAACUGUACCAGCCUAGACAACGUUGCAAGAUCUCGAGAUGACAACUCUGUCUACCAAAGCAUUCUGAGGAGGUUGAGAACUGAUGAGCUCCGCCUCAAUCCGGAAACUUCCAUCCCCUUCUUGCUGCAGGUGGACGACAUUCGCUACCUAAUAGAAAAGGUUUGGGCUUCCUGCUCAGCUCUGAAUGGCAGCAGAGACAUUUACAACCUGGCGUUUGCUCGCUGGGACAUCCAGGAGGACUGGAGCCCCUGGAACUGCAUACUGUUGUCCAAAGAGGAGACUUCAGCUCACACACAAGUGGAACACAUCCAGAAGGCAUAUGAAACUACAUUUAUCCAGUGGAUUGAACAGAAACACUCAAUGGCACGACAACACUUCAGCAAGAACCCAGUUAUAGCAAAGAACCUUGGCCUUUAGCCAGGUGCUGCCCCACACAACCAGUUUCUCUUCUUAGCCUGUUGGUGAGAAUCUUCACCAACAGGCUAAGGACAUUGACCCCAGGACAUUGACAAACCCUGUGUCCUCUCACUGCUUCUUUCAGACAUGUUUGCUUUAUGGGUGAAAUAAACAAAACACUUCAUGA
Messenger RNA from Poeciliopsis prolifica (blackstripe livebearer), 2570 nucleotides. It is a transcript of the gene iqub, whose product is annotated as IQ motif and ubiquitin domain containing. Gene Ontology annotation, biological process: cilium assembly. Gene Ontology annotation, cellular component: acrosomal vesicle; motile cilium. The record is from RefSeq and is a predicted model, not a curated record. Gene Ontology annotation, molecular function: protein binding. Bases 266 to 2404 code for a protein of 712 amino acids. The transcript is spliced from 13 exons. NCBI's taxonomy places the organism in Eukaryota, Metazoa, Chordata, Actinopteri, Cyprinodontiformes, Poeciliidae.